AUGAAUGGAAGGGUUAAAGCAGCUGGUCUUGAGAGUUUCAUGAUAUGCAAUCUACCCUCGGUGGAUAAGGCCAUGUUGUCGGCAGUUGUGGAGAGAUGGAAUCCGGAUAUGUCAUCUUUUCAUAUGUCGUUCGGGGAGAUGAGUAUCACCCUAGAUGAUGUGGAUUCAUUGCUACAUAUCCCUGUCACGUGGAUUUUUUUUACUCUCGCAAAUUCGACUCGAGAUGAAGUUGUUGUUGUGUUGGUCAAUGAGCUUGGUAUUACCCAUGCUAAGGUUGAAGACGAGGCUCGCUUGUGCAAUGGAUCGUAUGCUCGUUAUACAUGGCUUGAGAAGUUGGUUGAGAACAUGGUCACAUACAAAAGAACGAAGACAACUGCUAGCGCAUUCUUGCUGUAA
This is a messenger RNA of Lotus japonicus, 396 nucleotides long. RefSeq lists its product as uncharacterized. Lineage: Eukaryota; Viridiplantae; Streptophyta; Magnoliopsida; Fabales; Fabaceae. Bases 1 to 396 code for a protein of 131 amino acids. The transcript has a single exon. The record is from RefSeq and is a predicted model, not a curated record.